AUGCAGUCAUUCAAAAUUUCGCUAUCCAACGGAGCCAAUGUGGCCGGAAUUCAUAAUAUUCCACCACGUUCUGCCUCUGCUCUCACGCACCGUCCCUUGAUUAUCGGUCUUCACGGCAGCACCUAUGACUGCCAUUAUUUUGACACCGACAACGCGCACACAGCUCUCAUUGCCAGUUCUGCAUUCGGAGUCCCAUUUGUAUCCAUCGAUCGGCCCGGGUACGGUGGGACAACCUCCUUCCUGCCUGUCUCUGAAAAUUCCAGCUUUCCGGAAGAGACUGGGAUCUGGUUACAUCGCUAUAUAUUGCCCGCUCUCUGGUCUGAGUUCGGCGUGCGGAAUAGUUGCAACUGCAUCGUCCUUCUGUGCCACAGUCUAGGGUCCAUGGGAGGCAUUGUUGCUGCCGCCACACACGCACAAGAUCGGGAGUCUGUGUAUCCAUUAGGUGGUGUCAUAAUAUCAGGUCUUGCAGACAAGCUGCUCGAAGCCAUGAAGGAGAAUCCAGUUCGCGAACCCAAUGUUCCGCCAGAAUAUGUAUUGUUCCCCCGAGACAUCAAGGAUAACCUCAUGUUUCCACCACAGACUGUUCACCCGGCCAUCUUGAAGCAUACGGAUCGACUGAACUGCCGAAGUCCGUUUGCUGAGAUUGAGAGCUUGCGGACGCAGUGGCUCCCAACUUGGCGAGAUCAAUGGGCUUCGCAUGUGGUGGCGCCUUUGAUGUUUGGCUUAGCGGAGCGAGAUUGCUUCUUCGAGGGGACGGAGGAACAUGUGAGGGACUGCAUCGCAGCAUUCCGAAACAGCGUGCGUGCCGAUGGUAGCUUGAUUCGGCACGCCCCGCAUUGUUUGGAGUUGAGUUAUUGGUCGCAAGGGUGGUAUGCGCGGUGUUUUGGAUUUGCGAUUGAGUGCUCGACUAGUUAUGCUGCAGCCAUUCAGUGA
This is a messenger RNA of Talaromyces atroroseus, 933 nucleotides long. RefSeq lists its product as hypothetical. The transcript has a single exon. NCBI's taxonomy places the organism in Eukaryota, Fungi, Ascomycota, Eurotiomycetes, Eurotiales, Trichocomaceae. The coding region runs from base 1 to 933 and encodes 310 amino acids. The record is from RefSeq and is a predicted model, not a curated record.